AUGGUACCUAUAGAAGGAAUGUCGGAUACCAGUCCAUACGCGCCAUACCUCGACACCAACUACGUUCCAAACGACCCCGAAAUAGAUCACAUAAAAAAGUUGCUUAGCGAACCAUUAGCCCAACUAGCCGACCUAGACAAGGAAAUUGUCCGCACCCGAGCUACUCUAAAAAACCUCAUAGGAAAACACGGAGCGCUACAUAACAAAAUCAAAGCCCACCGCGCCCUCAUCUCCCCCGUUCGUCGACUCCCACCAGAUGUCUUGGGUGAAAUAUUCUUCCACUGUCUUCCUCAACAUCGGAACCCAGCCAUGAGCGCUAAAGAGGCGCCAGUGCUCCUAGGCCGCGUUUGCAGCUCCUGGCGGACCAUCGUACUGUCAACACCACGCUUAUGGGCCCGGAUCCACAUUCCAACUCCCAACACCGUCUUUACCCGCCCGCCCACACCACAAGACCACGAGCAGCUUGAUCCAGGAUUCGUAGACAAGAUAAGCCACCGGUCCAAAGCAGCAGAAGAAUGGAUAGAAAAGUCGGGUGCUUGUCCGUUGUCCAUAUCCAUCCAUAUGCCGAGUUACGUGGACACCAGGAGCCGUGUUGCCGGGUGGGCAUUUGAAAGAGUAACCGAACAACUCAUAUCCUCACGCCAUCGAUGGAGGUCGUUAACAGUAAGAGCCAUGGACCCCGCUUUCACACAUCUAAAGAACAUAGCCGCGGAAGAUCUCCCGUUAUUGGAAUCAAUCAGCCUUGUGCGCCUGCACUCCGGAUGGCCUCCACACCCCUCAUCAGCACCUCCAAAACCAUGGUCUUUGUGUGGUUUGCUAGCGGCACCCCACCUCCGUUCCCUCUCUCUAUCAUUCGCAUAUGAGAAUUUCGCAAAUUUACCUGUAAAGUGGGCACAGCUGACCAAAUUGGAACUCGACACCGAAGGAUACGUGCACGGGCCAAUCCACCAAGGCAUCUCGUACCAGAACGUGAAAAAGGUGCUCAGUCAAUGCCCAGGGCUUGUAACAUGCGCUCUGAGACUCUCCCACCCGGAACCCCUACACGAAAUGGUCAAAUUCGACGUUCGCUUGCCACGGUUACGCAACCUUCUGCUCAAUGUCUCUUACGCGGCUUUCGGGCACAUAUUCAACUAUUUCGAACUCCCCCAGUUGCAUAACAUAGAAUUCAAGCAACCAUUCAUCAGAACAGCUUCAUCACUCGACAUAUCACUCUCCGUCCCAGUCGACAUCCUGCUCCAAAACGGAGGAACGCUUCGAUCCCUAAGCCUCGAUUUAUAUUCAAUGAGAAAAGAAGAUCUAAUCAUAUGUUUGCAAUCAUCCCCAGGUAUAACCCACCUCCGCCUCUCAGCAGCACUCGCACCCCCCUUCGCACUCGUCGACACUCAAUCCAACGCAGAACUUGAGCCAGUGAUGAACGAUGCGAUACUCACGCUCCUCACUCCCUCAUCAUCACCAGACCUUCCAUCCGUGUUAUGUCCAUUGUUGGAAGAGUUCGAAUGUAAAGGCGGUAGCCAAUCCCUGCACUUCUCCGAUGACGCCUUGGUUCAAUUCCUGCUCAAACGAUGCAAGUACGCACGAAAGGGCGACGGCACUGGCCCCCUUCUAAAGCGUGUUUCGGUGUACCUAGACCGAACGCAGCCUGACGACUCGGAUGUGGGUGGACUGAAGCGGAUUGAAGAAGUUCGACGGGAAGGGGUGGAGGUGGAUUUGAAAUACCGGAAAACGGCCAUCAGAACGCCGUUUUCACCUUGGAUAGGCUUGGAGCUUACGGAGGAGGAACAGAUGAAUGUGACGGGCGUUGAAUCGCACUUACUCCCGUUCCCAUUCUAG
Laccaria bicolor S238N-H82 is the source of this 1830-nucleotide messenger RNA. RefSeq lists its product as uncharacterized. NCBI's taxonomy places the organism in Eukaryota, Fungi, Basidiomycota, Agaricomycetes, Agaricales, Hydnangiaceae. The coding region runs from base 1 to 1830 and encodes 609 amino acids. The record is from RefSeq and is a predicted model, not a curated record. The transcript has a single exon.